AGCAACUUUCAUCAUCAUUAGGACUGUAGUUUUUCAAGUAACAUUGUUUGAAAAGCAUAAUUUUCUCUGUAGAGGUUUGAUGAUGCAUUUCAAUAGAUCCUGCUAUUUGAUCCUUAUAACUUGUUCUGUGUAUUUGAAUGGAUCCUGCCUGGAAUCAGGUUGUUCCUGUCCUAUCAUUUCCGAGCUGCGGGCUAAUGUUGCCAAGCAAACACUUGAAUUGAGGUGGCUGGUCAAUGACACUGCUGUAGAUACUUAUGAAAUACAGGUCGGACGCACUGAAAACUUCACUGUCAUUCACAGCACUAAUGUCAGUAGCUCUACUGUGAGCAGUGACUCAGUGUUAACAUGGAGCUGGGUGUCUACGUUGCCUUUACAAUGUGCCGACCAUUCGGUAAGAAUACGAAGUUUCUGCAACCACUCAAACCCAAGUGACUGGACCCAAUGGAAGACAAAUUACGGUGCCCAAGAGACAGUGGACAGAGUUUGGAAACACACUACAAUGUUCCCUAAACAGCAAGUGUUGAAGGAGGGCUCUACCAUCUUGUUCUGCUGUGUCCCUCCUAGAGGUGUCCACAUCACCAAUAUGGCCUUUAACUCCACUAGCUACCCCCUGAUCAACAUUACCCACAGAGUCAGAGCAAUCAACGUCCACAAUCUAAACAUCACACAGGCAUCAGGCUCUGGAGUGUACUUUUGGUGUGAAGAUACAACAGAGGAGAAGAAUAACUACUGCUCCAACUUCAUCAGCUUUUCCCCCCAAAGACCAGAGAAUCUGACCUGCAGUACUGAGGACCUGAGAGCUAUUACCUGCACCUGGACGCCUGGUAGACCUGCUAACCUGUUUAGAUUUUACAGACGUACACACACACUCUAUAUAGAGAACUCAAGUCAGCGUCCUAUCAAAUGUGGUGAGUCAUCCUGCAGGUUACAAGCUGUCCCAGGCUUAGAGCAUUACCAGGUAUCAGUGGUGGUCAGAAAUCAGCUUGGAGAGGAAAGACAGAGAUAUAGCUUCAACAUCACUGACAGAGUGUUCCCUGUUCCAGUGGAUGUGAGAGUGAGUCCAGGGGUGGACAAAGCCGACGUGUCGUGGGUUUUGAGGGGGAACCUGUCUGGGUUGGGUAUUUUCUGCCAGGUCACGGCAGACCAGGUAAAGUCUAGGAGACAGGCAUGCAAGGCUAAUGCAGCAGACCCACCGAGAGCAUUAAUGCGUCAAGUGGGCCAUGGAGGUUUGGACAACCAAUAUAAUGUCAGCCUGGACAAUCUUUUGCCAAACACCCACUAUGCCACCAGGGUGUGCUGUUCUGGGAAAGAGAACCAAGAGGGAAAGUGGACGCAACCCAUGCUUUUUACUACAUAUCCGCUAGUGACACUGGAUGUAUGGAGAAGGAUUGUAGAGCUUUCCCAUGAUCGGCGCAAAGUCACUUUGCUCUGGACCUCGCAAAUCAGUGGCUCUGCAUCUACUGUAAGAAUCCAGUACUACCAGGUACUCUGGAGCCAGAAUGGGGGCCAGUGGAUCCAACAAAGGGUCAGGGAGCAGACACAGACAGAGAUAGCCAUUGGCCCAGGGCAGUGUGACAUCAUCAUCCAGGCUGUCAUUAGAACUGGCUCCUCCCUCCCUGCCCAUAUCACCAUACCUCCGGUAGAGAGAGAUGGUCAGUUAACAGCAGGUUCUCAUCGGAUUGUCAUGCUCAUGGCAGGAAGUGCCGAUGGAGGGUUUCACCUCUUAUGGGAAGAGCAAGAAGAUGUCACUUGUGGGUACACUGUGGAGUGGUGUGCACUGGGAAACGGAGUACCCUGCAACCUGCAAUGGAGAAGGGUGCCAGUGGGAAAGACAUGGGUGUCCUUGCGAGCAGGCUAUUUUAAACCAGGGCGAAGGUACAACUUUGAUAUAUAUGGCUGCACUGACGAAGGAGACAAGCUACUGGCGAUCUGCACCGGCUACUCUCAGGAACUCAGACCUGACCAGUCUCCCAAGCUGAUAGAGCCCAUUAUAAUGUCUUCCACUUCUGUCACACUGGAUUGGGAUUACGAUGAAAAUAAUCCCUCUAACCCAGGGUUCAUCACUGGUUACUUGGUAACAGUGCACAAGGUGUCAUCAACUGGUCAUGCACAUAGUCCAUUUAACAAGACAGUGGCAGACCCUCACAAUAAAUCCCUUACCAUAGUGGGACUGCAGGAUAACCAGGAAUACACAUUCCACCUGAGUGCACUCACCAAGGUUGGACCAGGACCACGAACCACUGUAACUGUCAGGACCCAGCAAAUUCAUAAGUCCAACACUGCCUGGACUUUAGACUCAACUCUCCUGGCAACUCCUCUGUUUCUACUGUUGGGGCUCUUCAUACUCCUGUGGCCAUUCUGCAAAAAGCUGAAACGUUGUCUUGUGGAGGUGUUUGGGUACCCGGCAGGGAUGAACAUCAAAGUCAUUGAACUGGACCACCGCCUACUCGAGACCAGUGAGAGGAUGUGGUGUCUCAGGGAGGAGGACUGUGUCUGUAGUAAUAUUGAAAUCCUAAACGUCAGUCAAACCAUUUCAGAGAGGACGCCUCUUAUUCAUCCCAAACUCCCCUACAUUUGCUCCUCCUCCACCACAAUUCCCUCCUCAUCUUCAUGCCCUGUGCACCAUUCCGCCUCAUUGCCCUCCCUCUCACCUUCAAAUCCAUCUCCUUUUCAACACCGGCACCCAAAAGGCUACCUUCCACAGACACCCACCGGAGUCUGGGAUUGCUCAGGCUGGACAGGACUCACCAAUAGGAGUUAUUUUCCCACUGGGGAGAUAGAGCAGCCAGUUGAGCUACAACCAUUCGGAGUCACAGACAGCAAUGACAUCUCUGUGCCACCAAUCACCCUCUCCAAUCUCAUCACCUGCAAGACUUCUGAGGAGCUGCAGUUAAGAAAAGGGUCACCAUGUAAGAAUAUUGAUGGAUACGCAGUCACUAAGUCAGUAGUUAAGUAGUUAGUCUGAUUCUAAAAGGUAAGGAGUCAAGAUGUUUUGGUGGAAUUUUUUGCUGUGAAGAUGGAUAUUACAAUGCAGGGUUCUGUAUCGGACUCUAUGUAAAGUAAAACAUGAAAUUAAUGGAUUAUUGAAUUUAACAAAUGUAUUAGUAAGUGUAAUGGAAUGUUCUGGGAUACUGGAUGAGUACUGAGUAAGCUGGAUGUGUUCUGCUUGAAUAAAUAAACUGUCUAAUCUAUUUUUUGGUGCCUGGAGGUACUGUCUGUGCUAGGCACAGCCUGGGGAGAGGUACAGAGACUGCCUGCAGCUGCGAUGGCUGAUUGAGAUAAGGGAGUGCAGAAAUAAGACUUCUCUUAUAAUCUCAGCAGCUGUUUUAAUAGCAGAAAUGCCUGGUUACAAAGUAUGGAAGGGAGCUUGCUUAGAAUGGUCAGAUCAGACACACCUGUAGUCAGUGAAGAAGGGUUAGGAGAGGGAGCUUGGAGUUUGUUUCAUUAUGAAAGGACUGAUGAACUGUAUUUUGCUGCCAUACCUCGUUGUACACUUUGUGUGUAA
Molecule: messenger RNA, 3505 nt
Organism: Esox lucius (northern pike)
Lineage: Eukaryota; Metazoa; Chordata; Actinopteri; Esociformes; Esocidae
Gene: osmr
Product: oncostatin M receptor
Exons: 17
Coding region: 80-2956 (958 amino acids)
Molecular function (GO): protein binding
Source: RefSeq, a predicted model, not a curated record